AUGGGGGCCUGGGCUGGGGGCCUGCCCUCGCUACUGCUGGGGUUGCUCUUCAGUUCUACCCAAUGGACCCACGGUGCCAAUCCAGGGCUGGUCGCCAGGAUCACUGACAAGGGCCUGGAGUACGCUGCCAAGGAGGGGCUACUGGCCCUGCAGAGGGAGCUGUACAAGAUCACGCUGCCUGACUUCAGUGGAGACUUCAAGAUCAAGCACAUAGGCAGUGGACACUACGAGUUCUCCAGAUUGGAGAUCCGCAGCUGUGAGGUGCAUAGCACUGCCCUGAAGCCCCUCCCGGGCCAGGGCCUGACCCUGGCCAUCACCGACUCCUCCAUCCGGGUCGAGGGCAGGUGGAAAGUGCGUAAGAGUUUCUUGAAGCCACGUGGUUCCUUUGACCUCCGCGUCAAGGGCAUCACCAUUUCCAUCAGCCUGCUUUUGGGCAGCGAUCCUUCCGGGAGGCCCACGGUCACAACCUCCACCUGUGUGAGCCAUAUCGACGAUGUGGAGGUGGACAUCUCUGGAAGUUUGGGGUGGCUGCUGAAUCUCUUCCACAAUCACGUCGAAUCCAAGUUCCGAAGAGUGUUACAGAGCGAGAUCUGUGAAAUGGUCCAGAAAUCAGGGACCACUGACCUUCAACCUUAUCUUCAAACACUUCCAGUCACGGCCAAGAUCGACAGCUUCGCUGGCAUUGACUACAGUCUAAUGGAGGCCCCUCAGGCAGCUGCUCAAACAUUGGAUGUGAUGUUUAAGGGUGAAAUCUUUAACCUUAACCAACGCUCCCCAGCUGCCUCCGUCGCACCUGUCAUUAAUCUUCCUGAGGAUCACGGACAGCACAUGGUCUACUUUGCCAUCUCAGAUUACAUCUUCAACAUGGCCGGCCAGGUUUACCACGAGGCAGGCUACCUGAACUUCUGCUUUACAGACGACAUGAUUCCACCUGACUUUCACAUCCGACUGACCACCAAGUCCUUCCGACCCUUCGUCCCCCGGUUGGUCAGGCUGUACCCCAAUAUGAACUUGGAGCUCCAGGGAACUGUGGUGUCUGCCCCACGUCUGAACUUCAGCCCUGGGAACCUGUCCUUGACCCCCCAGAUGGAGAUGGAGGCCUUUGUGCUCCUACCCAACUCGCUCAAGAAGUCUGUCUUCCGGCUUGGUGUGGCCACUAAUGUGUCCGCCAUACUGAGCUUCAACAACAGCAGGCUUAUCGGGUUCCUGAGGCCAGGAAAAGUACACUUGGAGCUGAAGGAAUCUAACGUCGGAGUAUUUAAUGUGGAGCUGUUGGAGGCACUCAUUAACUACUACAUUAUCAACAACCUCUACCCCAAGGUCAAUGAGAAGUUGGCAGAAGGCCUCCCCCUCCCUCUGCUAAAGCAAACUCGGCUCUACGACCUUGCUCUCCACAUCCACCAGGACUUCCUGUGGUUGGGUGCCAACGUCCAGUACAUGAGAGACUGA
Molecule: messenger RNA, 1449 nt
Organism: Elephantulus edwardii (Cape elephant shrew)
Lineage: Eukaryota; Metazoa; Chordata; Mammalia; Macroscelidea; Macroscelididae
Gene: LBP
Product: lipopolysaccharide binding protein
Exons: 15
Coding region: 1-1449 (482 amino acids)
Biological process (GO): defense response to Gram-positive bacterium; defense response to Gram-negative bacterium; macrophage activation involved in immune response
Molecular function (GO): lipopolysaccharide binding
Source: RefSeq, a predicted model, not a curated record